Messenger RNA from Helianthus annuus (common sunflower), 1579 nucleotides. RefSeq names its product eukaryotic initiation factor 4A-15. Gene Ontology annotation, molecular function: RNA binding; ATP binding; RNA helicase activity. The record is from RefSeq and is a predicted model, not a curated record. The transcript has 5 exons. Bases 150 to 1391 code for a protein of 413 amino acids. Lineage: Eukaryota; Viridiplantae; Streptophyta; Magnoliopsida; Asterales; Asteraceae.
UAGGGUAAAGGUUGCAUUCGGAUCUACAUCACGCCACUUUUAUCAACAACUCACAAACACAUCUUCUUCCUCAACUCCGCGGCGUCGAUCCGAGGAGUUUGAGAAAACCCUAAUUCAUUCAACACUUCCCACAUUCUUCUUCUUCAGUCAUGGCGGGCGUAGCACCAGAGGGAUCCCAAUUCGAUGCUAGACAGUUUGACUCUAAAAUGAAUGAUUUGCUUUCGGCUGACGGACAGGAUUUUUUCACAUCAUAUGAUGAAGUUUAUGAUAGCUUUGAUGCUAUGGGUCUGCAAGAGAAUCUUUUGAGGGGUAUAUACGCAUAUGGUUUUGAGAAACCAUCGGCAAUUCAGCAAAGGGGAAUCGUACCAUUCACCAAGGGUCUUGAUGUUAUUCAACAAGCACAAUCUGGAACCGGAAAAACCGCCACCUUUUGCUCAGGCAUUCUCCAACAACUCGAUUACAAUGUAGUCGAAUGCCAGGCUUUGGUUUUAGCACCGACUCGUGAACUUGCACAGCAAAUCGAGAAGGUCAUGCGGGCCCUCGGUGACUACCUUGGUGUUAAGGUUCAUGCUUGUGUUGGUGGGACCAGUGUUCGUGAGGAUCAACGCAUCCUCUCAGCUGGGGUCCACGUCGUUGUUGGUACACCCGGCCGUGUUUUCGACAUGUUGCGCAGACAGUCCCUUCGUUCUGAUAACAUCAAAAUGUUUGUUCUUGAUGAAGCUGAUGAAAUGCUUUCACGAGGUUUUAAAGAUCAGAUCUAUGAUAUCUUCCAGUUGUUGCCAUCAAAGGUUCAGGUCGGAGUGUUUUCCGCAACAAUGCCACCGGAAGCUUUAGAAAUCACGAGAAAGUUCAUGAACAAACCGGUGAGGAUUCUCGUAAAGCGUGACGAACUCACUUUGGAAGGUAUCAAACAAUUCUACGUGAACGUGGAGAAAGAAGAGUGGAAGCUUGAAACCCUUUGUGACCUUUACGAGACACUAGCAAUCACACAAAGUGUCAUCUUUGUGAACACACGAAGGAAGGUUGACUGGUUGACCGACAAGAUGAGAAGCCGUGACCACACCGUCUCAGCCACACACGGUGACAUGGACCAGAACACACGUGACAUCAUCAUGCGGGAGUUCCGGUCCGGCUCUUCUCGUGUUCUCAUCACCACUGAUUUGCUGGCGCGUGGUAUUGAUGUACAACAAGUUUCACUUGUUAUAAACUAUGAUCUUCCUACCCAACCGGAAAAUUACCUUCAUCGUAUCGGGCGUAGUGGACGAUUUGGAAGAAAAGGUGUGGCGAUUAACUUUGUGACACUUGAUGAUGAGAAGAUGCUUGGUGACAUCCAGAAGUUUUACAAUGUUGUCGUUGAGGAGCUGCCGUCCAACGUUGCUGAUCUGAUUUAGAUGAAUUAUCGUCGCUGCGGUUUUGAAUUUGAAUUUGGUGGUUAUUUUUGUUUAAGUUAUUGAAAGAUGGUGUUUUGGUAGUAGGAUUUGAAACCAUGUUUGUACCCUUGAGCUUUAAUUUCCUGGGACUGUAUGGAUUAGUUUAUUUUCGAUUCAAUCUUUCAGUGUCAUUCCAUUUUUGAUCCAAA